Messenger RNA from Thyridium curvatum, 1614 nucleotides. RefSeq lists its product as uncharacterized. The record is from RefSeq and is a predicted model, not a curated record. NCBI's taxonomy places the organism in Eukaryota, Fungi, Ascomycota, Sordariomycetes, Thyridiales, Thyridiaceae. The transcript is spliced from 4 exons. Bases 1 to 1614 code for a protein of 537 amino acids.
AUGCCGUCCGUCGCCGAAGACGGCGAGCUGGCUUCACAGGCCAUCGCUCAGACUCACCGUGCGCUUCCCGAGUGCCCCCAGCCCCUGCCCAGAGAUUCGUCUUCCCGCGCGACCACUACCUACAGCCGGAUAUCCAGGUCGGCAUCCCCCAUGCCGGCUGCCCAGCUCUCACAUCGCCGUUUCCGGCCGACCUGCACUCACCUCACUACGACCCGGCUGUACACUGACUCCCUAUUGUGCGAUGUAUGCCACCAACCACCACCGUGGGGAUGGCUAUACCGCUGUAUCCAAGAUCGGGAGCUCGAGCUGCUCAAUCAAAUCUUUGAGGGCGAGAUGCUCGAUGAAAUCUUUGAGUACGAGCCUAUCGAGGAUUAUUUCGACGACAUUGGAGAGAUGCUUUGCCAAAAGGUCAAGCUUCCUGCCCGUGGACGACACGCUCGCAUAGAGAGAUACAGCCUCCUAAGAGAGAUGACACAGGAGCAGUUGAGCUCAUACGAUCCGAUACAGCUAGAAACGCUGUUGAAGCAACGGGACAAUGUUCACCAGACCAUCAAGCGACAACGAUGGGGCUAUGCUACAAUCCCAUCCACCGAUCCUGGCCAGCCGCCCACGUACAAGAAACAGAAGGGCAUCGACACUGACCUAAGAUGUCGCCUCAAGGCAUGCCAUGACUGCCGGGCCAGCUUCGAAGCCCGAAGCUUUCUGAGCCUAGAUGGUGUUGCAGAUGGUGAUAUACCGGCCACCGCGGCUAUAGGCUUUGGCUUCCAUCUCUCUAAAUCCCGUCCGAUGAGCAACCCACGACUUGUUCAGGGUUUGGGCCUUAGACCGGUGCCUCUGACUCAGCCACCCUGGGCUUCCAUGCCUGCAUCGCCCAUGUCUUCGUCAACAUCUAUCUACAGUCUGAUGGAGUUGCUGGAUGAACCUAAUCCUGAGCCUGAAGGGGGUGACACCGACAAAACGGUCACCGAUCACUCUUCUGCCGAGGAAGAGGAUACCAAUAAAGCCUCCGGCCACUCUCAAGACCUGGCUGGCUUUGUCGACCCUGCCCAGAGGCUGACGCGUCCACCCUGGACACCACCACCAAGCCCUCGUCAGUCUGUUGGCGGCUUGGACACAGUAGCUAGAAUGAGAGAGCAGGUUGGUCCUCUGGGUCUUCCGUGCCCUCUCUCCGGGAUGGGUGGUCGAAGCUCCCGGUCAUUGAAAACGAACAAUCGUCUUCGCAAGAGCGUUUUCCGCUCCAUGUCUCCAGACCUGAUCGCCUUGAAAGGCGGAGGGGACUCUAUGCACGGCGGCCUAUGGCCUUGGAUGCCCUCGUCGUUGAACGACAGCACUCAGAUCCCAUAUGUCGAGAGGGCUGAGCUCGACUACUUCUACGAUGUUGGACUCACGCUUCCUUUUGAUCAACAGACCUUUGACCUGGCAUGUUCAACCCCGCUGCCACAUGCUACUGUGGAAGAGGCGGCUUUCUUCGACGUGCCCUACAAGAGCACGAUGGAGGAGUACGAAGACAGCGAAGGCAUCUUUCUGGAGAGGCCGCUGCAGGUCCCGGGAGGCAUUGCCCUGACAGAGGAGGCUGUCGAAAGCGGCUCUGCAGAUGUCAUGACCCAGGUCUAA